AAUUUUAAUGUAAAUUACACCCCCUCCGGUUGAAGAAGAAGAAGAAAUCAGGGUUUUGAUUCGGAUUUCGGAGGAGAAGAAUUUUUUUUUGAACACUGCAAAAAUGGAGUCACCACGGUCGGAAUAUCGUCGUUGAAUCCAUAUAUUACUCCAAUGGAAAGACGAAUAAAGCAAGGCUAUAGAAUGGCUGAAGAAGAGGGAUCGGUGAGUGUCAGUACAGGUAAGGGGAACGGAGGAUUAACUUCGAAUGAUUCAGUUGAAUCUUUCAGGUGGGUGUUUCAAGACAAGGAUGAUUCCGAGAUCGGUGAUGAUGGAGAGGAAGAUUUGCCGUGGCGAAAUGGCAUGGAUUCAGAGGAUGAAGAUAAUGCAGACCAUAGGUUGAUUCGGACUGGGCCACGUAUUGAUUCGUUGGAUGUAGAAACUCUUGAGGUCUCAGGUGCUCAGAGGAAUGAUUUGGAGGAUGUUACUUUUAGGAAGAGUAUUAAACUGGCUUUUCAAACGCUCGGGGUUGUUUUUGGGGAUGUUGGAACAAGUCCAUUGUAUACUUUUACUGUGAUGUUCAACAAGGCUCCAAUAGAUGGAAAUGAAGAUAUAAUUGGAGCUUUAUCUCUUGUUAUAUAUUCACUAAUAUUAAUCCCACUGAUCAAGUAUGUCCUCAUCGUUCUUUGGGCAAAUGACGAUGGUGAAGGUGGCACAUUUGCUCUAUACUCACUUAUAUGUAGGCAUGCUAAGGUCAGUCUACUCCCAAAUCAGCUUGCUUCUGAUACACGUAUAUCAAGCCUCAAGCUGAAGGUUCCAUCUGCAGAACUUGAGAGGUCAUUGAGAAUAAAGGAGCGCCUUGAAGCUUCAUUGGGACUGAAAAAACUUCUUUUGAUAUUGGUGCUUGCUGGUACUUCCAUGGUGAUUGCUGAUGGGGUUGUUACGCCUGCAAUGUCAGUUAUGUCAGCUGUUCGUGGUUUAAAGGUUGGACUCCCUAUGGUUGAGGAAGAUCAUGUCGUGAUGAUUUCAGUUGCAUAUCUUAUUGUAUUGUUCAGUGUACAAAAAAUUGGAACAAGUAAGAUUGGGCUUGCUAUUGGGCCAGCCUUAUUUCUAUGGUUUUGCUCCCUUGGGAGCAUUGGCAUCUAUAACCUUGUGAAACAUGACAGCAGUGUCUUGAAGGCGUUUAAUCCUGUUCACAUCUAUUACUAUUUCAAAAGGGACUCGACCAAGGCUUGGUACUCUCUGGGUGGAUGUCUACUGUGUGCAACUGGCUCAGAAGCAAUGUUCGCAGAUCUUUGCUAUUUUUCUGUGAGGGCUGUUCAGCUUAUUUUUGCUUUCCUUGUACUUCCAUGCCUUAUGUUGGGUUACCUGGGCCAGGCUGCCUACCUCAUGGAUAACAAUGGUGAUGCAGAACAGGCUUUCUUUUCUUCUAUCCCGAAUAGUACUUUUUGGCCGGUCUUCCUCAUUGCUAAUAUUGCUGCAUUGAUCGCUAGUAGAACAAUGGCAACAGCAACUUUCACUUGUGUCAAACAGUCGAUAGCGCUUGGCUGUUUUCCUCGCCUCAAGAUCAUACAUACUUCUCGCAAAUUCAUGGGUCAGAUUUAUAUUCCAGUUAUUAACUGGUUUCUGCUGGCCGCUGCUCUUCUUCUUGUCUGCUCCAUUGCAAGCACUGAAGAGAUUGGAAAUGCAUAUGGCGUUGCUGAGAUUGGAGUGAUGAUGAUGAGUACUAUCUUAGUAAUCCUCGUAAUGCUUCUUAUAUGGCAAAUAAACAUCAUUCUGGUGCUGUCUUUUUCUGUUCUUUUCCUAGGGUUGGAGUUUGUAUUUUUUUCAUCCGUUUUAUGGGGUAUCAAAGAUGGAAGCUGGCUCAUAUUGGUGUUCGCUAUAACUGUAUUUUUCAUAAUGUAUAUAUGGAAUUAUGGUAGCAAGCUCAAAUACGAAACAGAAGUCAAGAAAAAGAUGUCGAUGGAUGUAAUGCGUCAAUUGGGUUCCCAUCUUGGAACUGUGAGAGCUCCUGGCAUCGGCUUGCUUUACAAUGAGCUGGCAAAAGGCGUGCCUACCAUAUUUGGACAAUUCCUGGCUACUCUUCCAGCUGUCCAUUCGAUGAUUAUUUUUGUUUGCAUAAAAUAUGUCCCGGUUCCUUUUGUGCCUCCGAGCGAGAGAUUCUUGUUCCGGCGAGUCUGCCCUAGAAGUUACCACAUAUUCCGCUGCAUUGCCAGAUAUGGUUACAAGGACGUCCAUAGAGAGAACCACCAGAUAUUCGAGCAAUUGCUGAUUGAAAGCCUCGAGAAUUUCAUUCGCCGAGAAGCAAAAGAAAGGUCAUUGGAGAGUGACGGAGAUGACGAUACCGAUUCCGAAGAUGAGUCCUCACAUGUUCUCAUUGGUCCAAGUGGCAGCGUCUAUUCACUUGGUGCCCCUCUCUUAUCCAAAUACCGAAACAAAACCAGCAGCAAACGGCCCAUAAUCUCAGAAGCAAGCACUUCACAGGAUCCUAGCAACUCAGUUCAAGACAAGAGCCUGGAGAAUGAGCUCGCGGUCCUACAAAUGGCGAAGGAAUCAGGGGUGGUUUAUCUUCUCGGUCACGUAUCCAUCAGGGCACGUAAAGACUCGUGGUUCAUCAAGAAGUUGGCCAUAAAUUACUUUUACGCUUUUUUGAGAAAGAACUGCAGGAGGGGGAUCGCAACUUUGAGUGUGCCACACACUCGUUUGAUGGAGGUGGCCAUCACCCACAUGGUUUGAGUUCGAUCCAAGCCAACAAGGGCAGCCAAACCACCAUCGGUCUUGCGGUUUUGAUCGUUUUACUUGCUCGUUUCUCGACUCGUAUAGCAGUGAAAGCAAAUGGUAAAGAAAUGGAUUUUACCGUGUGUAGUUUUUUUAAUACUCAAUUCGUGUAGCAGGUUGAGUAAGGCUGUGAAAGAAAAUGCUGUAUUUAUUUCGGUACAUUCAUUUUGAGACAAAUUUUAAAGCAUAAUUUAUGUAUAAAAG
This is a messenger RNA of Cynara cardunculus var. scolymus (artichoke), 2961 nucleotides long. Its product is annotated as potassium transporter 7-like. Gene Ontology annotation, biological process: potassium ion transmembrane transport. Lineage: Eukaryota; Viridiplantae; Streptophyta; Magnoliopsida; Asterales; Asteraceae. The transcript is spliced from 10 exons. The record is from RefSeq and is a predicted model, not a curated record. Gene Ontology annotation, molecular function: potassium ion transmembrane transporter activity. Gene Ontology annotation, cellular component: vacuolar membrane; plant-type vacuole. The coding region runs from base 154 to 2715 and encodes 853 amino acids.